AUGAAACGUCAGCUCUUGCUCGGUUCCAUCCAAAAUCCGUCAAUUUACAUAAUAGCAAUUACCAUCUCGUCGAUAAGAAACCCGAGUUUUGCAAGCCUCGAUAGCGAGCGAGUGGGCUGGCACGUUGUUGUUGCGGCGGUGAUCCUAGGCUUCGUCCGCUCCUUGAACCAGGGUGGCAAGGCGGGCAACAUUAACAGACUCGCGUGCCAUUCCCUUCAUGAAGGGCAUCCGAAUUAUAUAUCGGUGAAUAUCGCUGUUAUGUACUGGAAAUGA
This is a messenger RNA of Morchella importuna, 273 nucleotides long. RefSeq lists its product as uncharacterized. The transcript is spliced from 3 exons. Bases 1 to 273 code for a protein of 90 amino acids. NCBI's taxonomy places the organism in Eukaryota, Fungi, Ascomycota, Pezizomycetes, Pezizales, Morchellaceae. The record is from RefSeq and is a predicted model, not a curated record.